AUGAGUUUGGAAGCGAUUAAAUACGACGCACAGAGCCAACGGCUCACCAUUCUCGAUCAAUUGAAAUUGCCGCAUGAAUCCGUUUAUGUUGAGGUGAAAAACGCCCAAGACGGCCACGACGUGAUCAAGAGAAUGGUUGUUCGCGGUGCGCCCGCUAUCGCAAUUGUUGGAGCGUUGGCAGUUGCUCUAGAUGUCGUGGAGACAGCCAAAGCCGAGCCGGAUGCGGAGAAAGUCAAGCAAUACGCGACUGAGCGCCUGAAAUAUAUUGUGACGUCUCGCCCUACCGCGGUUAAUUUGUCAAGGGCUGCCACUGACUUGUUGAGCGUCCUAGCUGCUUCCUCGGCACAAUCUGGUGCUGGCGUGGCUAAUGAGUUACUAGAGUUUGCGGUAAAGAUGCUGGCAGAUGAUGUUGCCGAUAACAAAUCAAUCGGAAGCAAUGGUGCCGAAUGGAUUUCCAAACAAACGGAUGGUCCCGUUGCAGCAGUAACUGUUUGUAACACCGGCAGUCUGGCUACCGCUGGAUAUGGCACGGCACUGGGAAUUGUGCGCUCUUUGCAUUCGCACAACCUCUUGAAACAUGUCUAUGCUCUCGAAACCCGCCCUUAUAACCAAGGAGCUCGACUAACUGCUUAUGAGUUAGUUCAUGAUAAACUACCCGCUACUCUGGUGACUGAUUCAAUGGCCGCUUCAUUAAUGGCGCGGUUCCCGGACGUCAAAGUUGCUGUUGUGGGUGCUGAUCGCGUAGCUGCAAACGGAGAUACCGCCAACAAGAUCGGAACUUAUCAACUGGCGGUUUUGGCAAAAUUCCAUGGUGUCAAAUUCAUUGUGGCUGCCCCCACAACUUCCAUUGACUUUGAGAUGAGAUCAGGUGCUGAGAUUGUUAUCGAGGAGCGGCCUGCUGAAGAACUAACAUCGGUCCAAGGUGUUGCUGUGGCUGCUCCAGGAAUCGGAGUGUGGAACCCUGCCUUUGAUGUCACUCCGGCUAAUCUGAUCGAUGCAAUUGUUACGGAGAAAGGUGUUGUUGAGAAUAAAAACGGAUUCGACCUAACGUUCCUAAAAUGA
Molecule: messenger RNA, 1062 nt
Organism: Wickerhamiella sorbophila
Lineage: Eukaryota; Fungi; Ascomycota; Dipodascomycetes; Dipodascales; Trichomonascaceae
Product: Methylthioribose-1-phosphate isomerase
Exons: 1
Coding region: 1-1062 (353 amino acids)
Molecular function (GO): S-methyl-5-thioribose-1-phosphate isomerase activity
Source: RefSeq, a predicted model, not a curated record